Molecule: messenger RNA, 5595 nt
Organism: Lepisosteus oculatus (spotted gar)
Lineage: Eukaryota; Metazoa; Chordata; Actinopteri; Semionotiformes; Lepisosteidae
Gene: spop
Product: speckle type BTB/POZ protein
Biological process (GO): regulation of proteolysis; proteasome-mediated ubiquitin-dependent protein catabolic process
Cellular component (GO): cytoplasm; nucleus
Molecular function (GO): ubiquitin protein ligase binding
Source: RefSeq, a predicted model, not a curated record
UUCAAUCCAGUUCAACACAGGGCUUGAGUGAUCGGGGCUAAAGAGAGAGCUGUUUAUUUACAGUUUGGUUUUAGCUUAAUUACCAUUGUGGCUCUAUUGAUCUGUCUGUAUCUGAAGUAUUGAUCUGCCUGUUUGAAGAGUUCAAGAGCGCUUUUAUACUUCUGAAUUCUAUCCUGAAAUCUGUAAGUUUAGGGCACCUUGAGUGCACUCUACAUCUGCUUAAAGCUACCAGCAGCAAUCAGGAUGUAAUUAUUUUCGUAUUUGUAGCAAGUUGUUAUUAAGCAAAAAAUGUAACUAGGUUUUAUAAAUUCUCUUCUGUAAUAUUGUUUGUAUCACAUUUUUAGAUCUUAUUUUUCAGACCAGCCUCUGUUUUUUUUCCUGUAAGCUACUUCAGCACGUUCUGCUUUAGACCUUGAAAUGCCGUAACAUUUCAUGAAAUCAUUCACAGAUGAUUGUUUUUUCAUAUUGUGGAUGUUUAGGGAUGCCUUGAGAUUGCAGUGUUGGUGGACUUUUUCAGGGUCACAGGGAAACAACAUGGGUUCCAGAGCAAGAGCUGGAGGGACUUUACACAAAGAGUAGUGGGAGACUGGAAGCCGAUGCCCCAUAUUGUUGGCUGCAUAGAAGUCGUAGAUUGAUGAAUCAGCUACUUGUACCUAAGCAGAGUGGACUGAAUGGAGUCCAUUCAUCUGUAAUCCAUCUCUCUUGUGAGGCUCACACCACGAUAGGAGGGUGAAGAUGUUUUGCACUUUCCUGUGAUACCUGCUGCGUCCCAGUAACGUCUGUUUGCACAGUGGACCCCACAGUGGACUGCUGGCUGCCAGACUGGCACCACUCUCACUGACAUGGCUGCAGGGUCCCAUCACUGGUCACGGGGGUCUCGCUUUCGUAGUAAAAUAGGGUGGCCAGGUGAUGACAUUGCCCAGACAUGAAGCAACAGCGCCUGCUCCGCAGUGCUCAGUCUAUGUUCCCAUCGAGCUCCUUUUCUUAAGGAGUCAAUUAGGACCACAGUAUGGGUCUUGGUCACAUUUUCUUCCUUUAAAUGCUUUUGGUGCAAAUAUGAUCUUGCCGAUCCCAAGAAUAUUUAUAACUCAUUCAUAAAACAUUUUUUGCAUGUAGCAAAAUAGUGAUGGUGACUUAAUAUUCCUUGCCAUUAUUCAUGUGCAAUAUUGCUGUAUUAGGAAUUCUGGUAAUAAGGUUAUUAGAAACAACAGUACUUGCAGGGGCAAGAGUGGUUAAUUCUGGGCACUUUCACUAGUGCUGGUGAUCAUGUUUUUGAUUAAUGUAUUUAAUAUAAUGUAUGCAUCCUUGUGUAGUUCACCCCUUAUUACAUUUACAGCAAACAACUGAACUUUGACUGAAAAAUCAAUUUUUCCUAAAGAUCAUCAGGCCCCCAGACACUACUACUGUACUUGGAAAGCACAGAAGAACAAUCUCCCUUCGACCUGUGAGGACACGCUGUCCUCUCCAGGAUGGAAGCGCAAUGUCAGAGACACUCAUCAGUCAUGACUGAGUGGAAAUGAGCCCCUCUUCCCUCUGGCUUUUCUGCUCCUUCCGCUGUGCUCUCUCCCCUGAAGACCUAUAUCCUAGGGAUCAUCAUGAUCUAGGUUGUAUUCUUCCUAUUUCUAAAUGUUUUCCUGUCCUGCAUCCCUUACCAAAUGAGUUUUGAUCGGAGGGCUGUUAUCUUUCCCUGAAAAAGCCGAGUUUUACUUGAGUAUUGGGUGAGAAAAAAGUGUUAAUUGUAGACAAUGAUAGCAUUGUGUUUACAUAAAAUGAUAGUUUCUACCCAAAAGAUGCCUAAUUCUUAGUGUGCAGUGGUAGAUUAGAUUUAAGAAAUUGAAUAUGUUUAUGCAGUAAAAUAGCUUCCACGGGAUCACUGUUGAGAAUUUGGAUGUCAUUUAAUCAGUUGUGUAUAAUUGCUCUUAUGGGAUCACAUUGUUUUUGAACAAGCGUUGAUUUUUCCUGAAAGAAGAAGAAAAAAAGGGAAGAGGGGCUAAUUAAACAGGGUUUGGAGAUAAGAGAAAGUGUCUGACCGUGCUGUCACUUUUUUUGCACUAGCAAAAUAUAUCCUAACUGUGCUUCUUUUCCAUAAGAAUGAUUUCUGUGAAUGAGUAUGCCAUUUCAUUCUCCACUUGCUCUCACAAGGCAGAGUUGUUGGGCUGCAAUUAAUGUGCCCUGAACAAGUACAAGUAUUUGGAUAGUGCAGUAUAUACUGGGGGUUGUCAAUGUGAACUCAUUAAAAAGUACUGAUAAGUACAACUCUUAAGACUUUUGUAAUAAAGUCAAUUCAGUGUUGAACCUCUUAAUUUUGAAGGAGCAGAGAUAUUUGGACAAAUGGCUGGCAGGUUUCCUUUGUUGGGUAAUUUGGUGUAUAAGAGCCUGCCUCAGUUUGACUCCAGUGUUUGGAUUGGUAGUUUCAAAGUCAAAAUGAAACCCAAGAAUGUUCUGUUGAAGAAAAGCAAGCAAUUAUGAAGCUGAAAUAAAGGAAACGUGAUCAUAAUCAUAGUGUAGGAACAUAAGAAUGCCUCAGAAACUAGGCCUUUCUUAACGAAUAACAAAUUGUUGAAUUUGUGCUAGAAGAAGGAAACCACCGGUAUAAUUACCAGUCAGCCAAAAAUAGACUGGCCGAGAAAAGUGCAUUUGAAUUGGUCAAAAUUGUCCACUAAAACCCUGAAACAACUGUCCACAGUGCAGACGGUAGAGAGCAUCAUUUCACAGGCCGCACCGCAAGGUGACCCUCGUGGGUGCCAAGAACAGAAAAUCGUUUUCUCAGAAAGCCUGAGAUGAGCCAGAGUUUUGGAACAGAGCUGAAACCAAGAUGCGACUUGACCAGAGUGAGGGAAAGGCGGGAGCUGCAUGCCCCUGGGCCUGCUGCCUCUCCCCUCUUAAUCCAUGAUAAAGAAGACAGCUGUCUGCCCUUUUUUAAUCUGUCUGUUUUUUACCUGGCGACCCAAGCGCUCCUUCUCGCUGUCAAAGCUGGCGAUGUCAAGAGUGCCGAGUCCUCCUCCCCCCGCGGAAAUGUCAAGCGGGCCUGUGGCUGAGAGCUGGUGCUACACUCAGAUUAAAGUGGUGAAAUUCUCCUACAUGUGGACCAUCAACAACUUCAGCUUCUGCCGGGAGGAGAUGGGCGAGGUGAUCAAGAGCUCGACCUUCUCGUCAGGAGCCAACGACAAACUGAAAUGGUGUCUGCGAGUGAAUCCUAAAGGGCUAGAUGAGGAGAGCAAAGACUACCUGUCUCUAUACCUGCUCCUGGUCAGCUGUCCCAAGAGCGAAGUGCGUGCCAAGUUCAAGUUCUCCAUCCUCAAUGCCAAAGGAGAGGAGACCAAAGCUAUGGAGAGCCAGAGGGCGUACCGGUUUGUCCAGGGGAAGGACUGGGGCUUCAAGAAGUUCAUCAGAAGGGACUUCCUGCUAGAUGAAGCCAAUGGACUGCUGCCCGAUGACAAACUCACCCUCUUCUGCGAGGUGAGCGUGGUGCAGGAUUCGGUGAACAUCUCUGGCCAGAACACCAUGAACAUGGUCAAGGUGCCAGAGUGCCGGCUGGCGGACGAGCUGGGGGGCCUCUGGGAGAACUCGCGCUUCACGGACUGCUCCUUGUGUGUGGCUGGCCAGGAGUUCCAGGCGCACAAAGCCAUCCUCGCAGCACGGUCUCCAGUGUUCAGCGCGAUGUUCGAGCAUGAAAUGGAGGAGAGUAAAAAAAACCGGGUGGAAAUCAACGACGUGGAGCCUGAGGUGUUUAAAGAGAUGAUGUGCUUCAUUUACACAGGGAAGGCCCCCAACCUGGACAAGAUGGCCGACGACCUUCUGGCCGCUGCAGACAAGUACGCUCUGGAGCGCUUGAAGGUGAUGUGCGAGGACGCGCUGUGCAGCAACCUGUCUGUGGACAACGCCGCCGAGAUCCUGAUCCUGGCCGACCUGCACAGUGCCGAUCAGCUCAAGACGCAGGCAGUGGACUUCAUUAACUACCACGCGUCAGACGUCAUGGAGACGACGGGGUGGAAGUCCAUGGUCGUCUCUCACCCUCACCUGGUGGCCGAAGCGUACCGCUCCCUGGCGUCGGCGCAGUGCCCGUUUCUGGGGCCCCCCCGCAAGCGGCUGAAGCAGUCGUAAUGCGCGCCGCCCCCCUCUCCCAGUCUCCUCUCGUUCCCACCCCCGAUGUCCUCCUCAGCCGCUCCCUCCUGCUGCCCCGAUUUCAGCUUCCCUCCUCUCCCCGGACCCCCGGAAACGUGCACCAGUCUUUCCCGUGCAAAACCAGAGAAACGAGAUCUGCUGCGAUGCGAUGCUUUGGGAAUUCGCCGCCGAGAGGCGCAGCCGUGCUUCCUCCCUCUGGGGUGAGCCGGAGAGGAAGGUGUGGAUCGUGUCUCCACCUUGUGGAGAGACGCGCAGAAAUGGGCGAUUGUCUACAACAGGCCAGGCGAGCGACGGCAAGGGCGAAAAGAAACGGCCACUGACUCAGCCAGCCAGCCAGGGAAGGAAAAGCGAACAGGAAUUGGAAUUCCAGCAAUGGUCACCCUGUCUUCACGUCUGGGGCACCGAGUGCUGUUUUUAAACCGAUACAGGAAAAAAAAAAACUGUUUUUAACAGCGAGGAACGUGAUGAUAAAGAGAGCUUUUUUUUUUAAACAAAAAGACACGCACAAACUCAAAAAAGCAGCAAAAAAAAACCCAUCACCAGAGGCUUCAUGUAAAGCAAAAGCAAAGAGCGUAGCGCCAUUUUUAAACUUUGCACUAAUCUUCCUCUUUCCCUCGUGAUUCCAACCGUUUCCUGCCGUGGCGCAGAGCGAGGAGAAAGAAACGCCGGACAAUGGUAGCAACAGCGAAAGUGCUGGAAAGUAAAACAGACAAACCGGAACAUUUCAGCCAUUCGGACACAAGCAGUUCAGCCAGGGAUACUGAACAGAAGAGACAAAAUUAAGACUCUGGUCCUUUUUUUUAAGCCUUUGUCUUUUUUUCUUUUCAACAAGCAGGAAAUAAUGGAGAAGAAAAGUGUACACACAUUUAUGUGACAUCUUUGUAUCGGAAUUUUCUUCUAGUAGCACUUGUGUAUGGAAUUCAAGAAGGUUUCUGUACAAAAACAUGAAAAAGAGGCCACUCAAUUUAGGGUGAGAAAACGGUGAUGUCCAAAUGCCAGUAGGCCCAAUUCAGCACGUAGUUUCUUGUUUUUGUGUUUUUUUAGUCCUUUUCUUCUUGGUUUCAGAUGAGGAAAAAACCUUCUUAGUGAGUUUUUUUCUCACUGCAGUUUGUACAAAACGUUGACAUUUUGAGUGAAUAUGAAAGACACAGAGUUUUGUAUCUCUGAGUCUGGUUUUUCUCCAUAAAAAUUGGGAAAAAAUGUUUUGGUUUGGGAAACAAAAAAAAGAAAUGAACACGUUUUAAUGUUCAAGAUAUCCAAACUAUUUCUGUAAGAAAAAAACAAUCAAAAAACACUAUCAUAAGUGGUUUCUACAUAAACAGUCGACUUCAAUGUUCGAUCUUGAGAUGUUUUUUUCCCUUCCUGUUUAUAAAAUUAGUUGCUGUUCAGAAAUGAAAGAUACUUAAAUAGUUGUAACAACUUUUUUUUUGUUUUUGAAGAUAUAAAUUACAACUAUUUUGUAUUGUAUUG